AUGGAGAAGCACCUAAAGAUAUGGGCUUUACUCCUUUUAGCUACUGGUGCUUAUGCUCAAAAUACCUCAGUGUCUGUGUCAUGUGGCAGCUCGCACCUCGUGAUCUCCGUGCCGGUGGAUCUCUUUGGGUCCGGUGUGGUAGUUGGUGCCAGUGAACUGACUCUAGGAGCUGGCUGUGCUGUGACAACAGAACGCUCAGAUCAGCUCCUGCUGGAAUACCCUCUUUUCUCCUGUGGGGCCACCAGAAAACUUCUUCCAGAUAGCAUUCAUUAUAGAAAUGUUCUCCACUACAAUCCUGUGGCUCCAAAUGGGGUGAUCCGGGCCAGGGGCUUCUCUCAUCUCAUCGACUGCUUCUAUCCUAGGUCCUGGAACAUCUCAUCUCUUGCACUCCAGCCCACUUGGGUCCCUUUCAGUUCCACGGUGGUGGACAGACAACGCCUGAACUUUGCCCUUGAAGUUUAUGACAGUACUUGGUCACUGCCAGUGUCUGAGCCCACCUACUAUCUCGGGGACCUAAUCAACAUCCAGGCAUCAGUCAGGAAGGGCAACCACGUGCCUCUGAAGAUCUACGUGGAUGAGUGUGUCGCCCGACCAAGUGCUGAGUCAACUGUGAAAUACGAGGUCAUCACAAACCACGGGUGCCUCGUCGAUGGGCAGUACGGCCACUCCCGCUUCCUUGCCCCGCCAGGAGAUGGAACCCUCCGCUUCCAGCUGGACACAUUCACCUUCACUGGGGCCUCCAGCAACCAGAUCUACCUGAUCUGCCAUUUGAAGGCAGUAUCUGUCGGCUCCGUGGACCGUCUCAACAAGGCCUGCUCCUACGAUCUGGCGAUGGCAACCUGGAGCUCCCACGAAGGGGCAGACUGCUCGUGCUGCGCAUCUCCAGGUGGCUGUGGCACCCGGAGGAGGAGGAGGAGGGGGCAGCCCCAACAGCGGAAAGGGCUGUUUGGAGAAGCAAACCUGAAGUUUGGUCCUAUCAGGGUGAAUGCAGAGCGGAUGAACUCCUCCAGCACCUUGGACCCACUCUCUGUGUUGAGCACUUCCACCACACCCAAGACACCUCAUGCUGCCAGACUGCCUCCUAACCAAGUGGUCAAUAUCAUCAUGAGAGGGGGAGUGAAAGAAGGUUCCUCAGAGAUCCAAUGAACCAACAGGCGAU
Molecule: messenger RNA, 1159 nt
Organism: Varanus komodoensis (Komodo dragon)
Lineage: Eukaryota; Metazoa; Chordata; Lepidosauria; Squamata; Varanidae
Product: zona pellucida sperm-binding protein 3-like
Exons: 9
Coding region: 1-1146 (381 amino acids)
Biological process (GO): egg coat formation; binding of sperm to zona pellucida; positive regulation of acrosome reaction
Cellular component (GO): extracellular matrix
Molecular function (GO): acrosin binding
Source: RefSeq, a predicted model, not a curated record